AUGGUUGCGAUUACUGAGGAUAAAGAUAAAAUUAAAUUACUUCAAAAUUACAUCGAUGCGAUUCUUACAGAUAAAGAUCAUGAAAGAAUUAAAGGCUGUAAACGGCUUGAAGAUGGUCAGAAGCCUCUCCCACGUUGGAAUCCUUUUGACAAUAAUCAACAACAACUUGUAACUGAACUCGAUGCGGAGUAUAAGUUGAUUCAUAUUAAUGCUAAAAAUGAUGAUGAAAGAAUUAAACUUUUCUUUAAAGUAGCGGAUAAAGUACAAGCGCAACUUAAUGAUGUCACAACGUAUGAUCCAAAUUUGGUUAAAGACGCAUUCACCAUUUUUAUAAACAAUCAUCCCGUUGCUAUUGCAUGGGUCGCUGUUGGUCUUGAUCCUGUUGUUCCGCUAAAAAACUAUUAUUAUCCGAUUCCUGAAGGAUAUCUACCAAAUAAAUAUUUAAGAGACUAUAACGAAAAAACUUCUGCUUCCGAUUUACAACCUAAAUUUGAUUAUCGAUUACCAUAUUCUUCAAUUGAUAAGGAAUGGAGCUCCUAUUGA
Molecule: messenger RNA, 543 nt
Organism: Racocetra fulgida
Lineage: Eukaryota; Fungi; Glomeromycota; Glomeromycetes; Diversisporales; Gigasporaceae
Source: the annotation of a GenBank genome assembly